AUGUCCUGCAGUGUAAGGCCAAAGGUGUAUUGGUCACGUGGAAAAACUUGGUGUGGUGCUAAAAAUAACAUAAUUCCUGUUAUCAAGCACGAAGUGAAGGAUAAAUGGUCUGCCUUCAUCGGCGGGCUCAAAUUGUUGGAUCAAGCUUUUCUCGGGAGUUUUGCGGUGGGUACCAUGGAGGGCAAACCAGAGGGCAGAAGCAGCGCGCGACAAAUACAACCCAAUGUCAAUUUGCUAACCAAUGGGACACAUAGAAGUAGACUACGUGGAAUGGAAGGAGAAGUAUCUCGCAGUUGGAAAAGCAGAUAA
This is a messenger RNA of Puccinia graminis f. sp. tritici CRL 75-36-700-3, 309 nucleotides long. RefSeq lists its product as uncharacterized. The coding region runs from base 1 to 309 and encodes 102 amino acids. The transcript has 2 exons. The record is from RefSeq and is a predicted model, not a curated record. NCBI's taxonomy places the organism in Eukaryota, Fungi, Basidiomycota, Pucciniomycetes, Pucciniales, Pucciniaceae.